UCCUCACUUUAUAUUGUCUAAUCUCUAUGUAUCUAUAUAAUCCUCUCUCUUUCUCUCUCUAUAUCUAUACAUCUCUCACAUUUAUUAUCCUUCUUCAUAACUCUUCAUCAGUCAUCAGUGUGACAGAAAUAGAUAGCCAACAGCCCCACCCUCCCUACUCUACGCCAUCCCUAUACUAUACCUCCUGCCUCUAUGUCCUCCCCAGGCACCACCUCCCUACAGAGAGAGCUUCAUCUCCAUCUGAGCUUCACAUGGAACUACGACACACAUUCUUUAUGAAUUCCUUUUUUUCUUUUAUAUGCUUAUAAGUGUUUUUAGUUGAAUCCAUCCAACCCUCCUUCCUGAUACUUCAUUCUUGGUACAAAGAUUGAUGCUCUAAGAAUACGUAUUUUGUUUCUAUAUAUCGAUGCGUGCAUAUACAUUUGUUGUUUGCACAGGCGGAGUUGCUUUUCUUGAAUAAACAGUGACUAAAUUCCCAUUUCAAAUCUGAGUUGUUUAUGAACCUUUUUUUUGUCUCUGACAAUGAAAACCCGAAAAAGAAAGACUUCAGAAAUGUAGUUGAAAACCCAAAUCUUCAACCUCUCAAAGUUAAUAUUAGAAUUGAUUUUCAAGUUAUAAACCCUUGUGCCCACAAGAAGUCUGAGUCUUUUUCCUCUUCAAAUUAAGGAAUUGAAUCAUUUUAUGCAAAACCCAUGAAGAAUUUUUACUGGUUUAAGCAAAUCGCAAGCACCCAGAGCAAGCUGGAGAGGAGGCUGUCAUUGGGAGAGUACAAAAGAGCAGUUUCAUGGUCAAAAUACUUGGUGUCAUCUGGUGCUGAAAUUAAAGGUGGAAGAGAAGAAGAAUGGAGUGCUGAUAUGUCACAGCUUUUUAUUGGCAGCAAAUUUGCUUCUGGGAGGCACAGCAGAAUCUAUAGAGGGGUAUAUAAGCAGAGAGAAGCAGCAAUUAAGCUUAUUAGCCAGCCUGAAGAGGAUGGAGAGUUGGCUGCAUUGUUGGAGAAACAAUUUACAUCAGAAGUUGCUCUCUUGUUCAGGUUAAGGCAUCCCAAUAUCAUCACUUUUAUAGCAGCGUGUAAGAAACCUCCGGUGUUUUGUAUUAUCACCCAGUACUAUCCUGGUGGAUCACUGAGAAAGUACCUCCAUCAACAAGAGCCAUAUUCACUUCCCCUCAACCUAGUACUAAAAUUGGGACUUGACAUUGCACAUGGGAUGAAAUAUCUUCAUGCUCAGGGAAUUCUUCACAGGGAUCUCAAAUCAGAAAAUCUGCUGCUCGAUGAAGAUAUGUGUGUGAAGGUUGCAGAUUUUGGCAUAUCUUGCUUAGAAUCACAAUGCGGCAGUACCAAGGGCUUCACGGGCACUUACCGUUGGAUGGCACCAGAAAUGAUAAAGGAAAAAAAGCACACAAAGAAAGUAGAUGUUUACAGUUUUGGCGUUGUCAUGUGGGAACUUUUAACGGCAUUGAUACCGUUUGAUGACAUGACUCCAGAACAAGCAGCUUUUGCUGUCUGCCAAAAGAAUGCAAGGCCACCAUUGCCUUCUUCAUGCCCAAUGGCACUUCGGCUGCUCAUAAACCGGUGCUGGUCCAGUAAUCCUGACAAACGGCCACACUUCGAGGAGAUCGUAACUAUUCUUGAAAAAUACACAGAGUCUCUCGAGUGCGACCCUGAAUUCUUUUUGUCUUAUGAGGCCCCAGAGGGAUUCUCUCCUUCGAGAUGCCUACCAAAGUGCAUUGCGCGUAGAUCCCCAUCUUCAAGGACAUGAGAACAUGCAAGAUUGUGUAUGAUACUAAAAUGUAUCGUAGGUUUCUGCUUCUUUAGGCCUUAAUGUUUAGUGUAAUUUAUAAAAAAACUUUCCUACACCAUUAUUUUUCUUCAUGGAAUGUAAUGGAACCAAAAGUGCUAUGUUUUUUUUAGUAGUAUCAUGGGAAUAGAAUCGAACAAAUCUUGUUUGGAAUGACA
Olea europaea var. sylvestris is the source of this 1954-nucleotide messenger RNA. Its product is annotated as serine/threonine-protein kinase HT1-like. The record is from RefSeq and is a predicted model, not a curated record. Gene Ontology annotation, molecular function: protein kinase activity; ATP binding. Bases 693 to 1757 code for a protein of 354 amino acids. Lineage: Eukaryota; Viridiplantae; Streptophyta; Magnoliopsida; Lamiales; Oleaceae. The transcript has 3 exons. Gene Ontology annotation, biological process: protein phosphorylation.